GACGCAGUAGUGCAUAUAUUAAUUCGGUAUAUAUAUUAGAUAUAGGAGAGGAUUGCUUCUUCUCCGGCCCUCCUGUCCAUUUCCGAUUUCUUCCUCUUGCAGUUACGGUGUCAGUUCCUUCCGCCGGCCGGUGGUUGGCCCGGAUCAACUGACACACACACUCCUCCUCCUUCUACCUCUUGACCUCCCGCCAACCAUCGCGCACGCAACGCAACGCUACCCACCAUAAAAACUCCGCUGCUCGAGCUACACAAGACACCACGGCCGCAUUGCUCAUUGCUGCCUUUGCCCGACCUCUGUUACCACGUAGGAAGAGACUCGCGUCGCGUCAUGGUGAGGAGAGGAGGGCUGGCGGCGGCGGCCGGGUACUAUGGCGCCGCGUCGUCGUGGAAGGCCGGGAGGGUGAUGAGGGCGGCCGUGGCGGCGUUUUUCAACGGAUACCACUGCUUCAGCCCCGUCGCGGCGAUGCUCGCGCUGCCGUUCUCGGCGGCCGUGCUCGCGUCCCAGGCCGUGGCGACGUCGCCGUCGUCGCCGUCGGGGGCGGUGCUGCGCGGCGUGUCGUCGCGGCUGCGCGGGAUGUUCCACGCCGCGGGGUUCCCGCCGUCCUCCUUCUUCGCGCUGCUCAACGGCAAGCUGUCGCAGACCGUGUUCACGUACGCGGCCACGCUUCCGGCGGCGCUCACCUUCCUGCUGCUCGCCAAGGCCUGCGUCGCCGGCGUGCUCCGCGCGGACGACCCGGCUGCGCGCGAGCAAAGGCGGCGGCGGGGGCGCGUGUCGCUCCCGCCCUGGGGCGCCGUGGCGCGCGCGUACCCGGCGCUCGUGGCCACGCACCUCGUCGGCUCCUUCGCCAUGCUCUCCGCCAACGCCGCCGCCUUCUCGCUGCUCUUCCUGGCCUUCGGCGCCGCCGACCUGCUGGGCUGCACCUCCCGCGCGUCCACGCUCGCGCUCUCCGCCGCGGGCGCCAUCGCCUACUCCGUGGCCGUCGGCGUCGCCACCGUCGUCUGCAACCUCGCCGUCGUGGUGGCCGCCAUGGAGGAGCGCUGCGCCGGGCAGGCCGCGGUGCUCAGGGCGUGCGUCCUCAUCAGGGGCCGCGUGCCCACCGCGCUGGCGCUCGCGCUGCCCACCAACCUCGGCAUGGCGGCGGCGGAGGCGCUGUUCCAGCUCCGGGUCGUGUCGCAGCGCAGGAAGGCCGGGAGGCUGGCGCCGGGCGUCGCCGGCGAGGCCUUCUCGAUCGCCUACAUCCACGCGCUCUGCGUGGUGCUGGAGAUCAUCGUCAGCUGCAUGUUCUACAGGAGCUGCAGGAGGAGUGAGGCCGAUGAGCUGAGAGAGCUGGAGCCCGAGGAGAAGGGCGACCUCCAGGCAUAGACAAUAGUUUGUGAUUCUCAGAAACUCUUGGAAGGGUCUGAUUCAGAUCAGACGGUCCAGAGAAACAUACUUCUACACUACACUACAGUAGUAAACUGGGAUAGCUCUAUUUCCCUAUUUUUUCUUUUUCUGAUGAAUAGUUUUAUUCGUUUUUUUUUC
This is a messenger RNA of Hordeum vulgare subsp. vulgare (domesticated barley), 1524 nucleotides long. RefSeq lists its product as uncharacterized. Lineage: Eukaryota; Viridiplantae; Streptophyta; Magnoliopsida; Poales; Poaceae. Bases 331 to 1365 code for a protein of 344 amino acids. The transcript has a single exon. The record is from RefSeq and is a predicted model, not a curated record.